Striga hermonthica is the source of this 2253-nucleotide messenger RNA. NCBI's taxonomy places the organism in Eukaryota, Viridiplantae, Streptophyta, Magnoliopsida, Lamiales, Orobanchaceae. The record is from the annotation of a GenBank genome assembly.
AUGGAAAAAUGGGCUGAGCUGAUUGACAACGAUGGUGGUGGUGGUGGUGGAGGUGGUGAAGGGGGAAAUUCUCAGGGGAACAUUUGGUUCGAUUUUGAUCUCGAUUUCCCGAACGAAAAAUACCGUAUUGAUCCGUGUAAAGAGAGGUUGAGGGGUUUGUUCGAUCAAUUGCUCGUUGCCUUUUUGAAUGAAAAAUCCGCGAGCGAUUGCGUUAGGCCUAUCCCGGCUUUGUGCAGGGAUGGCCAGCCGGUCGACUUGCUUAAACUCUUUUGGGUGGUGAGGAAAAUCGGCGGGCAUGAAGAGGUGUCGAGAAAUAAUUUGUGGGGUUUCGUAUCGAAAGAAUGUGGAUUAGGUAUUGGGGUGGUUCAAAUUCAAUCCGUUAAGUUGAUUCACGAUAAGUAUUUGAACGAGCUGGAUCAAUGGCUACAUAGAGUUGUUAGCAAGGGAGAUGUGGAGAGUGAAAAUGGUGGAGUUGUUAAAAAAUUGGAUUUGUUGUCCCGUGAGUUGGAAGCUAGCUUUGGGAAUUUGUUGGACAACAGGCAGAAAGAGGAAAGUACUAAGUUUUUUCAAGACGUUAAUGAAAACGAGACGCUUAUCUCUACAAAUGGAAGAAUUAGUGAAAUAUUAUGCAGUGGUAAUAAUGGUCGCUCUACUGAACAUGUCGUUCAUGAAUUACAAGAUGUGAAAAUCGAUAUAGACAAAGGCAUUAACGGUUUUGAUUCACCAGCUAAGAGGGUGGUGGUAAAGAAGUCUGUAACAAAGAGGGUGGUAAAAAAAUCCUCAGACAACACUGUGAAUGGAGCAAAAGCAAAUGGCUUUUCUAAAGUACAAGAUAAUGAUUGCAGUGGGAGGUCUUGCAAUGAAGAUGAAGCUAACUUCAAGAAAAAAGUUUUUAAUAAAGUUAUUAACAAGGUUCUUAAUAGUGAAAGGACUAUUUCUGAUGUAACUAUUAAGAACAACAGUGAUGUUCGACUUUCAGCCAAGAAAGUUGUUGGCGGUGUUCCUAGUAAAGCACGCGAUCUUUCAGAGAAGAUUAUUGAUUAUAAAGAGAAGGUCGAAGUUGAACGGGACAUUGAUAAUGUGAUUCCAUCCAGAAGUGAUAAUGGGAAUUCGUCGAAUUUUCGGAAGAGGAAACGAGAGCCUCGGCCGUUUUUAGAAAUGCUAAACUGGCUGACCCGUGUUGCGAAAAGUCCGCAUGAUUCUCCAAUGGGGAACAUUCCAGAACGUUCCAAGUGUAUUGACUGUGGGAAUGAGGAGUUAUGGGUUCAAGCUGUGUCAGCUCGGGAAGCUUUGCUGAUAAAAAGGCAUGCUGAUACGAAUGCAGAUGAUAGUCUUGUAAAGGAUAAGCAAAAGGCAAGGAUGCAUCCUUCAAUGUACCAGGAUGACUUUCUUGAUCACCAAACCCCAUACAAAUUAAAAUCGAGCGACAGAGCAUCUAAUUCGCCGAAAUCCCAUUUAUGCCAUUGCUGCAAUUCAAACACUGCUCGGAACAAAACCAUCGAUCAACAGGAGGCAAACAAGGUAAGUAGUAGCCCAAAAGCACCCGUGAAAUUAGUUCUCACAGAUGCGGAAAAACAAUCCAAAAUAUCAAACGGUAAAAAUUCUUCCUUGGAAGUUUCGGUUGAGAAGAAAGUUUCUGUGGGCCCUCUCCAUCAAGCCGUAGUCCCUGAAUGGACUGGUGUAAUUUCUGAGAGCGACUCCAAGUGGCUCGGUACAAGAAUGUGGGCCCCAACAGAUUGUGAAAAAAAGUCUAUGCUUGAUAAGAUGGAUUCUAUUGGGAAAGGAAGGUCUCAUUCUUGCGAUUGCGUUUUUCCGAAUUCUGUCGAGUGCAUUAGGUUUCAUGUUGCUGAAGAAAGGCUUAAACUAAAACGUGAACUUGGUGUAAUAUUUUACCGUUGGCGAUUUGAUCGAAUGGGUGAAGAGGUUUCGCUUUCUUGGACAGAAGAUGAGGAGAAGAUAUUCAAGGACAUGAUGAGAUCGUACGCUGCUUUUCCGAAUAAGUUUUGGAACAAUUCUUUUCGGUUCUUGCCUUCUAAAACAAGGGAAAAAUUGGUGAGUUAUUACUUCAAUGUUUUCCUUGUCAACAAGAGAAGCUACCAGAAUCGAGUAACACCGAAAGAUGUCGAUAGUGAUGAUGACGAAAAGGAGUUUGGGUCGGUGGGUGGUUCUUUCGGAUAUAAAGCACUUUACGUGCAUGGUACGAGUUCAGUUUCAUGCACCCUUAAUCAGGAGUCAUCAUACAAACUCGUGUAG